Molecule: messenger RNA, 3286 nt
Organism: Asterias rubens (European starfish)
Lineage: Eukaryota; Metazoa; Echinodermata; Asteroidea; Forcipulatida; Asteriidae
Exons: 5
Coding region: 628-2892 (754 amino acids)
Molecular function (GO): protein binding
Source: RefSeq, a predicted model, not a curated record
AUGCCUGUUGCCAGUCUAUGGUUUAAUCUCCAAUUGCAAUUGACGUGUUAUACGAUGAUCUGUUGACAGCCACAAAAUGACAGCGAUAACUAGAAGCAGUCAAACCCUUUGAAAUGUAAAUAAAGGAUUUCGAGUGCCAAUCAUUGUGUAUCCAUGGACUCUACAUGGUCCCUUUGUUGUAGUGGCUAGACAACAAUAUAAAACGAGCAUGGGCCUGUUUCACAUGACACUGCGCUCCAAUGUGUGUAACUGCUCACCUCUAUAGGGGAAGACCAUAAUUUAAUCAUAAAACUCUCUGCUUGAAGUUGGUGUUGGUAAAUUGUGUUGUUGACUGUCGUCAUGCAACAUUGAUAACCUUCAAGGGAGAAAGGUUGUUUUAGAAUGGGGGUUCAACCAUGGCCCAUAAACUGGGCUACUGUCUGAUUGAUGGCACUAACUUCGACCUGACGCGGAAGUGUGCUAAAAAUUGAUUUUUAGUCUCCAUCGUGGAACUUUCGAAGCAUGGAAGUAGAAAUAUACUGAAAUUCCAUUUCUUGAGCAAGGUCUGAAACAUGGGUUUUGAAAAAGCUGGCGAUUCCCUUCUUGUCAGGUAACAUCACUGGGUCUGCAUCCUCCCGCAUUCGCAAUAUGGCACACGUGGGGGUGCGAGAUGCAACGGGCCGCUUCACCGAGACAUUCGAGAUCUUUGCGAAGCUCCCAGGUCCAGGGUCGCUCACCUCAAUCAACGUACGACACACCACCACCGUGGCAGAGCUCAAGUCCCUGAUCGAACUAGUGUGUGGCAUCCCCUCUGACUUGCAACUUCUGUCGUAUCGUCAUCACUCUGUUCUCACCGACGGGGAUACCCUGGGCAGGCUGUGUGUCAUACCGGGGGCGCGCCUACCCGUAAAAGUCACGUAUGGAUUCGAUGGGUUGGUAGAUGCUGCAUUGAGAGGCGAUUUGAAAGAGGUGCUGAGAAAAGUUUCAAUGACGAUGGAUGUUGGUGGGAUGUCACAGAGGCGAUUUGUUGCGAUGUUUAUUGCUGCACACAGGGGCUUUCACUACCUUGUUGAUAGAUUGCUCUGCGAUGGUGCUCUUCCGAAUUCCCAAACUCCAUCCGGCAGGACAGCCCUACACGUUGCCUGCGCCAUGGGCAACAAUGGAUGCAUCGACAGCCUCCUUCAACACGGUGCGUUGCUAGAAAUUAAAGACGCCUCCCACCAAACACCGGCAGACACUGCCGCCUCCUGCGGACAGCAGGGAGCACAACGACGGGUCGUGCUCUACGCAAGGAUUCUUGCCAACAAGUCCACCAAGGAAAAAACAUGCACUUGGUCCACGUCUCCGAGAUUCCCAAAGUCCAAACUUGGGAGUAGCGUAGCACCGACCAUAUCCCUGAAGGAUCUGGCGAUCACCCCCGGUCCAGAACUCAUGAUAACCGCUUGGAAGGGUCGGGAACAUCGUCAUCAUUACUUUGAGAGGAACCGGAGGCCUUUGUCUUCAAAAUCGGCUCAUAGUUCUUUAUUUCAGAAUGACAGUGCUACGUCAAGCACCGAGAGCUGGGAGUCUUUCCGCGAUGUUGCCAAAGGCAGUCAACUCCACGCACCAUCCAAGACAGAGGAUUCUUCUCCACAUGGAAGCAAGAUCACAACCGAUAGAGAAUCGAUGGCACGCUCAGUUCGUCUCCACGAUCGUCCUAAUUCAGCUCUUUCAUCAACAGCUGGACGAAGACCCAAAAGUGCCACGCCCAAAUCAGUCAAGUUUGCACCUGACGACUCACGUUCACCGAGACCGCCCACAAACAUGGACAAGUAUUCCGGCAGCAAAAACAUCCAGAAUAGUGUACCAAUACCAUCGGAUUCAUACUAUAGGUCACCUGUACAAGUUCCAGUUAGUAGUCGCCGAUCACUGGACUCGGAACAGACCGAUGCUGCAAAAAGUUGUCUUCGGAAAAUACUCGUCACAAAUGACAAUGAAAGGCACAACUCCAGGCAAAAUCUUGGUACUUAUCAAACCAACAAUGUCAAUGGACAAGUACCUAGAAGUGAUCGUGGAGACGGUAAUGAAAUCACUAUGGGAAAUAAGGCCAAUGGUUCGUCCUCAAACAGCAGUGAUCAGUCCUCGGAAGAACUAGACUUAAGAGAGAUAAAUGAUAUGAGAAUCAACUAUCUAAACGAUAAGCUCCGACAUGUAAUAGAUCUACCAGUUGAACACCCUCAACGCCUGCAGUUUAUGAAGGAAGAGGAAAGCAAGCUCAGUGAUGGGUCUCCAUCACCGUAUAAGGUUUCCAAAAGGAAACCAACUCCUGAAGAAAAUGAACAAGCUUUCAAUGACUGGCUUGCCUCCAAGUCACAAGACGCACGAGAUCGGAAGCUAGUUAACAAGGUUAACAGAAUGCUGAAUGAUGCAUUCGGUAAGAAAGAUGAAACUUUGGUCGUCGAGUGCGAUGACCAGGUCCAGAUAAAAACUCCGCUGACAUUCGAAGCUUGGGCUGAAAAGAAAUCUAACCAGGGGAGACUUCGCGCCGAUAAGCUGGCAGCCGAGUCGGUUAAACAGGACCAAGAGACGGAAAAGAAAGCUGCGACAAGACUGAACGGUUGUAAAUCGACUGAAACCUGGCUAGCCGUGAAAAUUGAAAAACAAAAGCAGGAGAGGCAAGCUGCAAAGCAAAAGGAGGAUGAGAAGCAACGUGCCAAAGCCGGUCGCGAAGAAGCAGCGCAGGAAGUCUUUAAGAAGUGGUGCAUGCAGAAACAAUGGGAAGAGCUCCAGAUGCUGAAGGACAAACCACGUACGAAGAGGCGUCCCAAAUCAGGUACCAACCGGAAGACGGGAAGCGCUCAUCGCCUGACUUCGACCAGGCGAACACGGUCACAUUCUGCACCACCUCGACGGAUCAGGAUCACACCAUCAUGAUGACAUAAACAAUUAAAUUAUAAAGUUACCGAUUUAGUUGAAAUUGUACGUGGUGAUUCACUCUUUCCUGGUGAUUCGGAUUCUCGACAAAGUGAGAUUGUAUACAGCUUGCUGUGUCAUGUUAAACCAAUAUCUGUAUCAUUUUAAACAGUUUUCGGUACAGGCGGGAAGGGGGGGUACAGGCGGGAAGUUUGUGCGUAAUAGUAGUACUGUGCUCGACGUUACCAAGACAAAAGCAAAUAUCUUAUUCCACAUAAUUUGCCUGGCAUCAUGUUUGCACCCCAACGCACUUUUCUUGAAUAUGUAGUGGUGAGAAGGUUUAUCAUUUAUUUUUGUUAAAUAAACAUUCACAUUGCUCAAUAGUAUAAUAGGCCCGUUUAUUUAGUUUCAUCUA